Messenger RNA from Acanthamoeba castellanii str. Neff, 1446 nucleotides. RefSeq lists its product as uncharacterized. Lineage: Eukaryota; Discosea; Longamoebia; Acanthamoebidae. Bases 1 to 1446 code for a protein of 481 amino acids. The transcript is spliced from 9 exons. The record is from RefSeq and is a predicted model, not a curated record.
AUGAAGCGAGUAUCUCAUCGGGCAGUACACAUCCUGGCCCUCUGCCUUAUGGCCUGGGUCGUCUUCGCCAGCGGCCAAAACAAGUUUGACGUCCAAGACACCUUCCACGUCAACGUCGCCGGUUCCUUCAGACAAGACACGCCCAGCACAUGCGACUACUGCGACUGCUCUGCAGCCAACGGCUGCUCGUGGGUCGACAAUUCUGCGUGUCCUUCCCUGGGCUUCAACGAGCCCGACGACAACCAACAGAGGUGGGGCGAGUGCAAUCCGAUCUGGGGCGUCACCUGCAACUGCUUCGGUUCUUCGGGCGUGGGCUUCCGCGGAGUCAGCAACGUGACGAUCGUGUCCAACCCCACCGAUGGCGUGGCCACCAAGAUCGGCAGGAUGACCCACUACAACAACCCCAUCGCCGGCUUCUCUCCGACCCAGCUGCGCCUCACUCUGUCCAUGGACGCUCCGGAGCUCAGCCAGCCGUUCUCGAUCAGCUACCCACUCAACUUCAUUGAGACCCCCAACACGGUGCUCGCCAACUGCGACCCGGUCAUCCAGAAGACCAGCGUGCCGUGCGACGACCGCUUCUCGUUCUCCGAUCUGGUCCUCACCGACACGUUCACGAAGGACAACAUCGAGUACACGCUCCAGAUCGUCGGCUUCGUGCAGGACGACAGCACCGACCUCACCCCCAUCAAGGGGUUCGUGACGAGGGAGUCGAACGUGACCUACGCGGACGUCUACGCCAAGAUCGUGACGGCUUGCGUCCAGUCGGAGUGUGGCCCCAAUGAAGUGUUCCAGGCGCCUCCCGUGUGCGGCUGCGUGUGCGCCGUCACCGACGAGCUGUGCCAAGCUCAGCACAAUGGCAACCCCUAUUGGGCGAGCGUGAACGAGACCUGCGGUUGCCAGUGCACGCUGACUGAAGCCGACUGUCCGGCCAACAGCACCUACGACGCUGCCACGUGCAGCUGUGGCUGUCCGCUCACCGACGACCAGUGCAACGUCGUCGACAAGGACUUCGUGGUGUCGCCCGACCCCACCCUCUGCGGGUGCGUGUGCUCGAGCAUGGCCGUCGACGCUUGCCGCAGCCAGGGCCGCUUCUGGAACUCCUCCGUCGAGAGCUGCGACUGCUACUGCUUUGUCACGGACCAGCUGUGCGAGGAUGCCUACGGCAGCGGCUACUCGGCCGACUCGGACGCCUGCGGCUGCGUGCCCGGCGGCGGCGGCCUCGGCGGCGGCGAGAUCGCGGGUAUCGCGGUGGGUGCCGCCGCCGGCGCGCUCCUGCUGGCCUGUCUGUUCGGCGCGCUGGCGGGCCUGCUGGCGUUCCUCAUUAGGCGGGGCAGCAUGCCAGGCAUCUACGGCGUCAAGAUCGACGACCCGGGCUUCGAGGGCGCCUCCCACUCUCCGCUCUACCACGACCCGUGGAAGGGCAACGACAACCUCCUCCGCGGCUAA